GUCUCUGUGACGUCAGCCCCGGUUCCGGGUCGGCUGUGGCGGAGCGAGGAGGCCCCGGGAGCCAUGAUUGAGGUCGUGUGCAACGACCGCCUGGGCAAGAAGGUCCGGGUGAAAUGCAACCCCGAGGACUCGAUCCGGGACCUGAAGAAGCUGAUAGCGGCACAGACGGGCACCCGCUGGGACAAGAUCGUGCUGAAAAAAUGGUACACGAUCUUCAAAGACCACGUCACGCUUGGGGACUAUGAGAUCCACGAUGGGAUGAACCUGGAGCUCUACUACCAAUAGGGCCCCACCAGUAUAAACCAGUAUAACCCAGUACAACCCAGUAUAACCCAGUACAACCCAGUCCGGACCAGUGCAGCCAGCGCAGCGCUCCCAGUACAUCCCAGUCCAUCCCAGUCCAUCCCAGUACAUCCCAGUC
Molecule: messenger RNA, 421 nt
Organism: Melospiza georgiana
Lineage: Eukaryota; Metazoa; Chordata; Aves; Passeriformes; Passerellidae
Gene: UBL5
Product: ubiquitin like 5
Exons: 5
Coding region: 64-285 (73 amino acids)
Biological process (GO): mRNA splicing, via spliceosome; protein modification process
Cellular component (GO): nucleus; cytoplasm
Molecular function (GO): protein tag activity; protein binding
Source: RefSeq, a predicted model, not a curated record